AUGGCUGCUCAAGUCCUCCACCCUGCGCAAGCAGCUCCAGCCGCUUCUGCCACAAACAUUGCCGAACAACUGGAUGAUCAAGAGCGUCGCAAAUACGUUAAGGGUAAGAAACUUGGCUCUGGUCAGUACGCCGAUGUCUUCUCCGCCCACCUCGUAUCCGACCCUACACAACUCGUCGCCAUCAAGAAGAUCAAGGUCGGCCCCGAGGUUCAAGAAUGGGGCAUCUCCCACGAUUCUCUACGCGAAAUCAAGUUUCUCCAGGAGCUGUCACAUCCUAAUAUCAUCCGCCUAUACUCGGUCUUUUCUACAAAGAACCAGAAUCUCAAUCUCGUCCUCGAACAACUGCCCCAAGGAGAUCUGUUGAAGCUGAUCCAGGAUACCAACAACAUCAACUACAACGCCAGUGACAUCAAAGCUUGGAUGGGCAUGCUGUGCCGCGCCAUCUGGUUCUGCCACCAGAACUUCGUCCUCCAUCGCGAUAUCAAACCCAACAACUUGUUGAUCGCCGCCAAUGGUGAAGUCAAGCUUGCUGAUUUUGGUCUCGCUCGCAGUUUCGCCGACCCUCACGCCCCAAUGACCUACAACACUAUCACUAAAUGGUACCGUCCCCCGGAGCUUUACUACCAGGCAAACUUCUACUCUGGUGCUGUCGAUAUCUGGUCCGUUGGUUGCGUUUUCGCCGAACUCGUCCAACGUUGGCCCUUUCUGUACUCAAAUCCCGAUGGAGAUCUUGCAAUGAUUGCCAAAAUCUGUGAGCAGGUGGGUACUCCUACAGAAGACAAUUGGCCCGGCGUCAGCAAGCUACGUGGCUACGUGCCUGUCGCAAAGCAAGACAUCAACCCUGUAAAGAAGCGUGUCGACUGGGAGACCAACUUCAGCACUGUUGGUCCUGCUGGCGCAGAUCUGUUGAUGAACAUGUUUGCCCUUGACCCUCGUAAGCGUCCAACUGCAGCACAGAUCCUCGAGCACCACUACUGGACCUCCGAUCCACGUCCUUCUCGCCUCGAGGAUUUGCCCCGUCAGGGAGGUGGUCUCGAUACCAUGGGCGAAGACCUAAAGAGACGUGGCGGUGAGCUGCCCAACACCAGAGGUGACAAGGUGGCUCGAAAGAUCGACUUUGGCUCUAUGAUAGGCUGA
This is a messenger RNA of Aureobasidium pullulans EXF-150, 1137 nucleotides long. Its product is annotated as serine/threonine protein kinase, CMGC family, CDC2/CDK subfamily. Gene Ontology annotation, biological process: protein phosphorylation; positive regulation of transcription by RNA polymerase II. Gene Ontology annotation, cellular component: cytoplasm; nucleus; transcription factor TFIIK complex. The transcript is spliced from 2 exons. Gene Ontology annotation, molecular function: ATP binding; RNA polymerase II CTD heptapeptide repeat kinase activity; cyclin-dependent protein serine/threonine kinase activity. NCBI's taxonomy places the organism in Eukaryota, Fungi, Ascomycota, Dothideomycetes, Dothideales, Saccotheciaceae. The coding region runs from base 1 to 1137 and encodes 378 amino acids. The record is from RefSeq and is a predicted model, not a curated record.